GUCUGGCACCAAAGAAGGCAGCCAUCACCGAGGGACCAUCGCUACCGGGACAGCCUGGCCAAGGAAAGAAGAUAGGUCAUCGAGGCGUUGAUGCUUCUGGUGAAACCACCUACAAAAAGACCACCUCAUCCACUCUGAAGGGGGCCAUCCAGCUAGGUAUUGGAUACACUGUUGGCAAUCUGAGCUCCAAGCCAGAGAGAGAUGUCCUGAUGCAGGACUUCUACGUGGUGGAGAGCAUUUUUUUCCCAAGUGAAGGCAGUAAUCUCACCCCGGCUCACCAUUAUGCUGACUUCAGGUUCAAGACCUAUGCACCAGUGGCUUUUCGGUACUUCCGAGAACUCUUUGGGAUUCGUCCAGAUGAUUAUUUGUAUUCAUUAUGCAACGAGCCUCUGAUAGAGCUGUCGAACCCUGGUGCCAGCGGCUCCCUCUUCUAUGUCACCAGCGACGAUGAAUUCAUCAUAAAAACUGUGAUGCACAAGGAGGCUGAAUUCCUACAGAAGCUCCUUCCUGGCUACUACAUGAACCUGAACCAGAACCCACGGACGCUGCUGCCGAAGUUUUAUGGACUGUACUGCGUGCAAUCAGGGGGCAAAAACAUCCGCGUGGUCGUGAUGAACAACAUUCUGCCUCGUGUGGUGAAAAUGCACCUGAAAUUUGACCUGAAAGGCUCGACCUAUAAACGCCGGGCAUCCAAGAAGGAAAAAGAAAAAUCCAGCCCUACGUACAAGGACCUAGACUUCAUACAAGACAUGCCCGAGGGCCUGAUGUUGGAUGCAGACACCUUCAGUGCAUUGGUGAAAACGUUGCAACGAGACUGUCUGGUGUUGGAAAGUUUUAAAAUCAUGGACUACAGCCUCCUGCUUGGGGUUCAUAACAUAGACCAGCAAGAACGGGAGCGGCAGUCUGAGGGAGCCCACAGCACGUCGGAUGAGAAGCGUCCCGUGGGCCAGAAGGCACUUUACUCCACGGCCAUGGAGUCCAUCCAGGGUGGGGCUGCCCGGGGGGAGUCCAUAGACACGGACGACACGAUGGGAGGAAUCCCGGCAGUGAAUGGCAAAGGAGAGCGACUCCUGCUGCAUGUAGGAAUAAUAGAUAUCCUUCAGUCGUACAGGUUCAUCAAGAAGCUCGAACAUACCUGGAAGGCCCUUGUCCAUGACGGGGACACGGUGUCAGUACACAGACCCAGCUUUUAUGCAGAGAGAUUCUUCAAAUUCAUGACCAACACGGUGUUUCGAAAGAAUUCCUCUCUGAAGUCCUCUCCCUCAAAGAAAGGGCGUAGUGCCUUGCUAGCUGUCAAGACAGUUGGUCCAACAGCUGCAUUUUCAGCUAGCCAGCUUCCCUCGGAAAAGGACGAAACCCAGUACGACCUUCGUGCGGCCAGGAGUUACCCCACACUUGACGAUGAAGGCAGGCCAGACCUGCUACCCUGCACACCUCCUUCCUUUGAAGAAGCUACCACGGCCUCCAUAGCCACGACGCUGUCUUCAACAUCUCUUUCUGUUCCUGAGCGAUCCCCUUCGGAGACCUCUGAGCAGCCCAGGUACAGGAGGCGCACACACUCCUCAGGGCAGGAUGGCAGGUCACACGAGGAGGUGCGGGUUGAGGAGGAGCUUCAGCAGAUCAGCGUCGAGCUGGAGCCCAAGUGUGACGUUGAGAUCGUCGCUCCCGAAGAAGAUGACAAAGAAGAGGCGGCUUCUUCAGCCUGUGCCAUUGUAACAUCCACAGCUACCAUCGAGGGGGAGACAGCCAGCCAGGCAGCCAGCCAGGCCUCGGAUGAAGAUGACGUGCCAGUCACAGACAUAUACUUUCCGACAGACGAGAGGAGUUGGGUUUACUCCCCGCUCCACUAUAGCGCUCAGCUCCACUCUGUCUCCGAUGAGGAGAGCGAUACAUAAUCUCUAUGCAGACACAGAAGCCCCAGAGAGCAGCGAUUCCCUCUGCAGGUCGAUGUGUUCCCUUUUCGUUGAUGCAGCCGUUCCAGUGGGAUGGGGAAGAGCUCGCUGACACCAGUAUUGCUGCACUGCAGGAUCCCGGGCACUGCAUUUCAGAACGGAGCAAAACUAUAACCGUGUAUUUCUACUUAUCCCAGACGUGGGCAGCAAAGACACCACCCGCUCACCCGCAGCUCCCAACGGAGACAUCCAGCUGGGUGUAGAGAAUCCUGGGUAGUAACACAGUGUUUUCCAGACGUGCACUACCGUAGCUACCUAUCCAUGUGUGAUACUGUGAACCUUUUUAAUUUUUUAAUCAUGUAUUUAUUUCUUUUAUCUUUGCACAGAGACAGCACAAAUGUGCUUUUUUAAA
Molecule: messenger RNA, 2304 nt
Organism: Leptosomus discolor (cuckoo roller)
Lineage: Eukaryota; Metazoa; Chordata; Aves; Leptosomiformes; Leptosomidae
Source: RefSeq, a predicted model, not a curated record